This is a messenger RNA of Penicillium diatomitis, 1308 nucleotides long. RefSeq names its product UDP-galactose transporter HUT1. The transcript is spliced from 2 exons. Bases 1 to 1308 code for a protein of 435 amino acids. Gene Ontology annotation, biological process: UDP-galactose transmembrane transport. Gene Ontology annotation, cellular component: endoplasmic reticulum membrane; Golgi membrane. The record is from RefSeq and is a predicted model, not a curated record. Gene Ontology annotation, molecular function: UDP-glucose transmembrane transporter activity; UDP-galactose transmembrane transporter activity. NCBI's taxonomy places the organism in Eukaryota, Fungi, Ascomycota, Eurotiomycetes, Eurotiales, Aspergillaceae.
AUGGGUCGCCAAAAACAAACGAUGCCACUUCAGCGCAGUCCCUCGUCGGAACUGAUGCAGUCGCACCCUGACGGGCCAAGAGUUACAGAAAAUACUGCAAAUGGGCAAUUAUCCCAUUCAGCAAUCGCCAAUGGCAAAGCUCCGUCUCAGGCGCCGGUCCCCAUCGCUCAACCAACUGCCGAUAGCCCCGGCUUGAUGCAGCUGUUCAUCUGUGUCCUCGGUAUAUAUGCAGCCUUCCUAUCAUGGGGAGUCCUCCAAGAAGCAAUCACGACGACGAGUUACCCCGUUCGGCCUGCCACGACCACCGAGCCUAACCCCCCGACGGAGCGCUGGACGUAUUCCCUCGUCCUGAAUACAAUCCAGUCUACCUUUGCUGCAAUCACCGGGUUUCUGUACCUCUUCUUCUCGACUCCGUUGGGUCAAGACGUACCCUCGAUCUUCCCCACGCGCCGUAUUCUCUUCCCCUUGUUGCUCGUCAGCAUCUCGUCUUCACUGGCUUCGCCCUUUGGCUACGCCAGUCUUGCGCACAUUGACUAUUUGACUUUCAUUCUGGCCAAGUCAUGCAAAUUGCUGCCGGUCAUGGCCCUCCACUUGACGAUUUUCCGGAAGCGGUAUCCGCUGUACAAGUACAUGGUCGUGUUGCUGGUGACUCUCGGAGUCGCAACGUUUACUCUCCACCACCCGAGCACAAGCAAGAAGGUGGCCGCAUCCGCAGCCAAGCAAUCCGGUUCCUCGGCAUGGGGAAUCUUCCUCCUCUCGAUUAACCUGCUCCUGGAUGGGUUGACCAACACGACGCAGGAUCACGUCUUCACCUCUCCCAAACUCUACACCAAAUUCACCGGUCCCCAAAUGAUGGUUGCGCAGAAUGUUUUGUCGACCGCCCUGACAACCGCAUACCUUCUGAUCAUGCCCCAGCUCUCUCAGAGUGGUAUUCUGCACAACCUCCUGCCCAUCCCUAUUCCGCCAUCCACAGAGACAGAGCUGUCCUCGGCCAUUUCUUUCCUGUCACGACACCCCGAGGCACUGAAACACGUGCUUGGGUUCGCCGCCUGCGGAGCCGUUGGCCAAUUGUUUAUUUUCUACACAUUGUCCCGAUUCUCGUCGCUUCUGCUCGUCACUGUGACUGUGACUCGCAAGAUGCUGACAAUGCUGUUGAGUGUGUUCUGGUUUGGUCAUUCGCUGAAACCGGGCCAGUGGCUGGGCAUUGCACUAGUCUUUGGCGGAAUCGGUGCCGAGGCAGUGGUGCAGAGACAGGAAAAGAGGUCCAAAGAACGGGCUCGUCUGGAAGCGGCCAAGAAAACGGAGUAA